Messenger RNA from Marchantia polymorpha subsp. ruderalis, 1470 nucleotides. The record is from the annotation of a GenBank genome assembly. Lineage: Eukaryota; Viridiplantae; Streptophyta; Marchantiopsida; Marchantiales; Marchantiaceae.
GAGGAGAAGGGGGGAGAGAGAGAGAGAGAGAGAGAGAGGAGAGGGUUUAGGAUUCAGAAUUCGAAUUCCGACUCGGAUAGCUCGAUGGCGUCUCCCUCUCCGCUGGCUAUCGACGACGCGAUCGCGUUCCUGGACACUUUGAUUGCAAGGUUGCAAAUUCCGUCUGCCGCCGCCUCCUCCAGCUCGGACCCUGCAGCAGCAGCAGCAGCACCUGCGGUGGACUCGCCCUCCGCGUCUGCCAAGAAGGGAGACGAGGCUCCGCCGCAAGUAUUUCUCAGGAGUGCCGCGCUCUCCAAAGAAGAUCAAGAGGCGGGCAAGGGAUCCAUUCUGAACAAGCCGGGCAGGAAAUCUCUCAAGACUCCUGGAGCAGCAGCCUCAGCAGCAGCAGGAGCUACUGACAAGCCUGUCAAAGCUGCACAACCGAGUGGCGGCAGCAUUUCUGAGAAUGCAGAGAAUUAUGACAAAGCGCACCUCCAGGUCGGGCUGGUGCAGUCCGUAGACGAUCAUCCCAUUUCGGAGAAGCUUUACAUUUGCAAAGUUGAGAUUGCUGAUGGGCAAGUUCGUCAGGUGGUGGCGGGUCUCAAGAAGUUCCUCGCUCCUUCAGAGCUGCAAGGCAAGAAAGUGUGUGUGAUUCUCAACCUCAAGCCAGCCAAGCUCGCCGGACAACUGAGCGAAGCCAUGAUUCUUGCUGGUGACGCGAAUUUGGAUGGUGUGGAAUCUGUCAAGGUUCUGGAGCCUCCGGCCGAAGCUUCCGUCGGGGACCGCGUUUAUCUUCAGGGUAGUUCCCCCAGCGCAAGCCCAGUUAAGCAGCUGAGCUCGAAAAUCUGGGAGAAGGUCGUUCCUAUUCUGAAAGUGGAAGGUGGUGUUGCUACUUUUGACAAGAUUCCUCUCGUUACAUCGAGCGGUGUUGUCCGCGUUCCUUCGCUCCCCGAUGGAGCUGGAAUCCACUGAUUACGGAUUUGUCCCAUUUCCUUCUCGACAUUCUCUCAUUCGUACUCGACAAUCCCGUACAGAUCUGUCCAUGGAUAUCAGAACCACAGAUAACGACUUGAAGCCCUGCGGUAGCUCCUACGCGGUGACGAAGCAUCAUCAGCCCUCACUCCAACCGUCGCUGGGAUACAUUGCCCAUCUAUCGAAGGUGGUCCGUCCGUCUCUUUUUUACAGUGAGGCAAAUACAUGCAGAAACCGGUCAGGAGUAUGGGACUAGAGUAAUCUAGAGUAGAUGCUCAGAAAACUCAGACGUGAUCGAAAAUUUGAUUGAUCCUCGAUGGAGGAUGUACACUUAUCAGAUCAGAGUAUCAUCUGGUUACAUUGACUUACUGAGUUGCAAUGGCUCCUCUGAGUGGUCAAGGCAUUAUCACCAAAGAAAUAGAACUAACGUAAAGCCGGCAACAUUGUGGCUCUCUCUCUGUCUGCCCGAGUGUUAUGGCACCCGGGCUAUAAAUUAUGGAACUCAUAUCACUCCUGCUC